This is a messenger RNA of Myxocyprinus asiaticus (Chinese sucker), 5406 nucleotides long. Its product is annotated as semaphorin-7A-like. Gene Ontology annotation, molecular function: integrin binding; semaphorin receptor binding; chemorepellent activity. The coding region runs from base 33 to 1997 and encodes 654 amino acids. Gene Ontology annotation, biological process: integrin-mediated signaling pathway; negative chemotaxis; semaphorin-plexin signaling pathway. The transcript is spliced from 14 exons. The record is from RefSeq and is a predicted model, not a curated record. Lineage: Eukaryota; Metazoa; Chordata; Actinopteri; Cypriniformes; Catostomidae.
ACAUCGAACAGUCAGAGUCUGGUAGCAAUGGGAUGCCUUAUCUUGAGUGUAAAAGACUCCUGAGGACCAUGCAUGUAAAAAGGCAACUCUUCUCUGUCGAUAUCAAAGGGAAUUUGGCGUAUCAUUGGUUUAUUUAUGGUGCUUGCUUUCAAUGUGUUUUUUGCUCUAAAAUUUCUUCUAAUCCCAGAUUAACUCUGAGACAAGAUGACGCUCAACUGUUUUACAACAGAAAUUAUAGCCAUACAGUCUUGUUUCAUCAAGAAGGAUCAAAGAGUCUAUUGGUCGGAGGAGCAAAUGUUGUUCUUCAAGUUGAUGUUGAUAGUAUUCGGAUUUUGGAGAACUUUACUCUGAAUCCAGACUUACCAAAAUCAUGUGGUGGGAGUUCUUGUGAAAAUGUGGUGACAGUAAUUGAAAGAUUUCAAGAUUAUACAUUUGUAUGUGGGACAAAUGGAGAAGAUCCAAAGUGUUGGAAACUGUAUCCCAGAGAAAGCAAUCAUUCUAAUGAGGUUAUAGAAGGCACAGGGAUCUCACCUUACACAUGUACACAAAACUCCUUGUCCCUGAUGGCAGAUGGAGACCUUUAUGCAGCAGCUCCUCUAUAUAGUGAUGGUACCCUGCUACAGUUUCGUAGAAAAGCUGGCAAUCGAAAAAGUUUGUGGAUGUAUGAUCAAUGGGUCUCAGAACCCACGUUUAUCUCUAGCUUUCUGGCCAAGCGUACUGAUGACCCCAUGAAUGAGAAGAUUUACAUUUUAUUUCGUGAAAAAAACUCUGACACCAGUCCGGAGGCAGAUCCUUGGAUAUCCAGGGUGGCCCGUGUGUGUAAGGUUGAUGAGGGGGGUUCGAAGCAAUUACUCCAAAACAUCUGGACUUCCUUCCUCAAGGCACGGCCUGUGUGCGGGUUUCCUAGAGAAUCGCUGUACUUCAAUCGUCUGCAGGACGUUUAUGUUCAGCAUGCCAAGGACUGGCGAGACUCACGAGUGUACGCACUCUUCUCCAGCAGCUGGAACUCUACGGCUGUUUGCAUAUACUCUUUGGCAGAUCUUGAUGCUGUGUUUGAAAAUUCUACCUUCAGAGGUUAUAACAAUGCAAUACCCAGCCCAAGACCAGGAACAUGUGUGAAAAACAGCCAGUCCAUUCCCAGUGCUACCCUCAAUAUUGUUAAAAACUAUCCAGAGAUGAAGAGCUGGAUUCAUCCCAUUCACAAGGACAUGCCCUUUUUCACAAGUAAUAACAACUAUACCAAGAUAGUUGUUGACAGAGUCCAAGCUUCAGAUGAAAGCAUACACAAUGUUCUGCUGUUGGCCACAGACAAUGGCAUGAUCCUUAAAAUCCUAGAGGACGAGUCCAAAGCAUUCAUAAUUUCUGAGACACAUCUAUGCAAUGGCUCAGCACCAAUACAGUCGAUGAAACUAGAUUCUGAAAAGAGGAAGUUGUUUGUAGGAUAUCCUGGCCAGAUGUCAGUUUUAGACCUGCAGAGAUGUCAGGACUACAACACUUCCUGUCAGGAUUGUGUUCUUUCCCGUGAUCCAUACUGCGCUUGGAAUGAACAUGGUUGCACGGCACAAACUAAAGGAGGAAUACAAAAUAUUGCUAAUGGAGAAACGUAUGUGUGUGAACAGAAAUCAGUGGGAAGAUCCAGACGAGACUUGCAACAAUUAACAGCAGUUCCACUAAGAAUUCGACAUACUGUGCCCCACGAUGUACCAAUCUACCUCUCUUGCCCGGUCAAUUCCCAUCAUGCCACUUACAGGUGGUUACAUGGGGACAAGAGCAGCCCAUGCCAGCAGACCCAAUCUGAAUGCCUCCUCCUCAUUCCAGCGAUGACUGAUGACAAAUACGGCAAUUACAAAUGUAUAUCCCGUGAACGUGAUUACACCAAAACUGUGAAGGAGUAUGACCUCCCUAAGCCUGUUUUAAAUGCUGCUUUCAACCUCAGAGCACAAGAAUGGAUAAUGGCCGUAUUUGUCACUAUUGCCCUCUAUCUUUGCUCACUUUAAGGUCAAGGUAGUUAUAUAAAUGUCAGCGUUGAUGGAGCCACAGUUUGAGAGAGAGAGACGCACAAAGCGGUCUGUGUGUGUCUGCGUGCCAGAUUGGUGUGUGCUGAAAAGCAAACCUUUGUGUACUGCUGAAAAGCGGUGUCUUAUUGUGUGACACUGAAAAGUGUCUGCCUCCCCACACCAGCAGAAGACUAGAAUAAUUUUAUGCUUGCCAUCUGUUAAGCACAAUAGUCAUGCUGCAGUGAUGUCCAGAAGUCUGAGGCCACAUUGAAAAAAUUUGAAAAAAUGUAUUUUGAAUAGCGUAAAGCAAACUAGAUAGGUAAAGUUUGUCAGGUUAAACUUUAAUGUUGGCUUUACAAAGCCUUGUCUGAAAGUUUGAAUUAUUUUUAAAAGUUUUAAGUAUGAUGGUUAAACAGACACUACAGUAAGACAAACAGCUAGCUAGCAAGCUCUAUAGUCAGACAGUCCGUCACAUGGAUGGAUGGAUGGAUCGAUGGAUAGUUGAAAGUGAUCAUCCCUAUGCCCUUCUCCCUUCGAAGAACAGAUCUCUUGAUGUGGGCACUCUAAAGGGAGCAUGAAAGUACUGUAUGAAUGUACCAUUCAAUAAUAGUCUUGUAAAAGGGCUCUUUGUGAAAGAAAACUGUUUUCGAGUGGCGUCACCUUCCCGCAGUGCCCUUCAAGUGCUCAAAACGUCUCUGUUACGUACGUAACCUCGGUUCCCUGAGACGAAGGGAACGAGACAUUGCGUGCUAACGCAUAUGGGGAGUUGUCCUUCCACACGACCUAGUUGAAACUUCUCUACAAUAAUGCCAAUAUUCUAAUAUUGUCUAUGGUGUUUGAGCCCCGCCCUUUUAGGCGCAAAGCUGUCCGCUAUAAAAGCAGGUGCACAAACACCAUUCCUCAGAAUUUUCUGACUGAGGGACAAGGAGUGCAUCACUCGCACCUUCUUGCAGUUUUGCAGUGCGGCCAGUGUUCGCAAUAUUUCGUUCCCUUCGUCUCAGGGAACCGAGGUUACGUACGUAGCCGACACAUUCCCUUACAACUCGGUACACUUGAGAGCAUGCUAAGGCAUAUGGGGAACAGAAUCACACCUCACUACACGACAUAACCUCGCAGAGAGGAAACAUGACGGCGCAUGACGGCGUCCGAUAUGAGUAUGCCGCAAGUGAGUGACCCUCAUGUUGGGCCAGGAGGGGAGCACUCAGAAUGAAUAUAUGAACUAUAGUCCUUCACGAAUUAACCCCUUCACGAAUCCAGUCGGGAAGAGAGUUUAUUUAUAAUGAAAGUGCUUGAGACUUUAUGGUAAAUUACAUCGGCCUGAAUGCAGGCGGUUUUGUAAAAUGAUGGGGAGCCCGUAUUUAAGGGGAGGGGCAUAAGUAUAUGUUUGGCAAACGAAAUGGCAAGUGCUCUAAACAGAGAGGACUUGUGAAGAGAGACGUUACGUCUAGGUUGUAAAACCUUGCGAAUGUGUUUUGAGAAGACCAUCCUGCUGCAAAACAUAUGUCAGAUGGAGUUUGAAUUAACAAGCAUUCUGUUGGCCCAUUUGAACAUUUCUUUUAAUGUAAGUCAAUGGAAUUUUUCCCAUUUUUGAUCAUCCACUGUGCAAAAACCGUAAGUCUGAUUAGUUAGAAAAGGGCACACUAUUCCAGAACAGUCUGAAGGUCUGUGCCGAGUUUAGUGGAUGUAGCUUGAAAGAUUUUGAGUUACAGUCAAUAAUUUUGGUCUUUGUUUUGGGAUUCUGAAGCAAAAACAAAAUGUGGUCACUAAUUAAGUGUAAGAAAAUGUGUGACAUUGGUCAUAUUAACUGAUAAUAUAAUUGGUAUUGGAAAAACAUUGUGUUAAAUUAGAAAAAUGCAAAAAGCAUUUUCACUAGUGGGACCCGUAGUAUAAAGCACUUUAAAUCACUGGAUAAGAGCACCAACUAAAUGCCUUAAAUGUCAAAUGUGACUGGUUUGGCACCACCAAUACUGUAAGAACUGUUGCUUUACUGUACAGCCACUUGAAUUAUGUUCUGUAAACAGGGAUAUUCUAGAGAAACAUUUCUAAAUUUACAAUUAGAGAACAACGCAAUAUACAAUAAAUGGUAAGGACAUGAUUUUGUUCACAAUGAAUUGCCAAUGAGAGGUUGUGUGUUUGUGUAAUGGUAAAUGGCAACUUCCUCCCCAUUUGGAUCAUUUGUGAGAUUGAGUCCCUUUAUUAUAAUCUCUGGCUAUUAUGUAUUGCUAGCUUAAUCAGUUGUUUCUCUAUUUAUUUGUGUUAUCUUAAGCACUUCUUUCUUAUAACUUAUUGUGAUAAUAGCAAUGACCAUUGUCUUUGCUUUUAUGAAGUGAAACUUGGGGAAAGCAUAAGGGUUGAUGUGAACAGAAACUAGGGUUUUGUUAUAUCCUUGAACUCUCAAAGGAAGUAUGGGGUGAAAUCACUUGCAUGUGGGCUUAAGUUAAAUUCAAUUUAUGCUACAUGAAUUAGUAGGGAGCUUGAGGAUGCACCUUAACUUUGUAAAUGAUUUUUUUUUUUUUACCACCACCAAUAUAAAUGGCACCCCGAGUAAGUUUGAUUGCUUUUGAGUAGGUAGGGAACAGGGAAGGAGUGCUUUGGGGAGUAGAAGAAAAAAUCUAUGCAUGUAGAACUGUAAAUCUAAUCAAUUCCUUAAAAUGAAGGGAUUUCAUGUAUUGUUUUGAUAUUAAUCAUACACAACAUAUUCACUCGUGUAUUUUUUGCAGCAAAAUGUUUUCAUUUAAUUAUUUUUUAUUUGAUGUUUAAAGUUUGUUUGAAAUGUAUUUUUUCCCCUUUGUUUUAUACUACGUCAUGCAUUUACUUCUAUGCAUGGCAUAGUAGUGCAUAGCACUGAAUAUUCUGAUUGAUUAAUUGUUGUUAUGAGCAUGUAGAAAUUGCAAGUAGGCUAAAUAUAUUUAAAAAACACAAGUGCUCUUUUUAAUUUUGUCCCAAUAUUUAAUGGCCUUACUCAUUAUUUAUUGAGUAGGGCAGAUAUAGAUGGAAAAGGCCUGAAUGCACAAUAUGACAAGAGUCACAGCUGUUCUAGUUUCAAUGUAUUCCAAUGUGUACUAUAAUUCCAUAUUGGUAACACGUUAUUUACUUUCUAACAAAUCAUGAACAGUGUGUUUCUUCAGAUUAAUUUGACUUUGGAAAGCAUACUUAUAAUUUGUCUGAUAUGGUUAACACGGUGUAUUGUUUGAUUUAUAUAUUUCUGCACUAUUAUCUCUGAAAUAUGCUAAUCUAGAGCCAAAUACCUCCUCUCUGGAUGUGACUUUUAAGCCUAGUUAUGUAAUACUCUGCUAUCUUACUAUUUUUCUACUAUUUUCUACUUACUUUUAUGCAUAGCUUUGAUGUAUUUUUCUCAGUUAUGUUCAUUAUUGCUUAGUUAAAAAUGCUAAUACAAUUUUAUUUUUUA